AACAUACAAUUCUGGUCCUUUUGGACCACGUGCGUUUUGUGUACAUUUUUCACGCAGAUUUUUCUUAUUUUAAACUUGAAAAAAAUAUGUUUUUUUCAUUAUUUAUAUAUUAUUCAGUAAAAGUGAAAUAUUCUCUUUAAAUUGAAAUUAAAAUUACAUUCGCAGUGUUUGUGUGUCACACGUGUACGGGAUUCUCAAUUUUUAGGUUAGGUUAAAUUUUUCAAAAGAAUUGCGUGCGUACAAGAAAUUAAAUUCAAAAUCUUGACAAAUAACUAAAUUUAAUUAUUAUAUUGAAAUUUGAAAAAAAAAACACCGAUAAAUUAUGGAAAUUGACGAUAAUGAAGAAGUGCAAACAGUUCUUGCACGAUUUAAAUCCGACGAUGGUGUGGCAUUGGCUGGCGGUCUUUUAGAUUUACCUGUUAAUGUUACAGUGGAACAAUUGCAAUUAAUUUGCAAUACAUUAUUAAAUGAAGAUGAACCCCUUCCAUUGGCAUUUUAUGUGAAUGAUGUGGAAAUUGAAAAGUGUUUACAACCUUAUUUAAGUUUAAAUAAAGAUUUCAGUGCCAGUGAAAAUGUUGUCGAUAUUAUUUAUCAACCACAAGCAAUUUUUAAAGUCCGAAGUGUCACCAGGUGCACUGGUGAAUUAGAAGGUCAUACUGAAGCUGUUUUAGCUGUACAAUUUUCUCCAAAUGGCCAACUUUUGGCAAGUGGUUCUGGAGAUAAAACUUUGAGACUUUGGGAUAUUCACACUCAAACUCCUUAUAAAACGUGUUUAGGACACGCUGAUAAUGUACUUUGUGUUGCUUGGUCGCCUUGUGGACGAAAAGUCGCUUCAGCUAGUGAAAAUGGAAAAAUUCUUCUUUGGAAUGCGGAGGACGGAUCACAAAUUGGCAAACCAAUGAUCGCUCAUAAAAAAUGGAUAACUUGUUUGAGCUGGGAACCAUAUCACAGUAAUGAAACAUGCCGAUUUCUCGUUAGCUCAUCGAAAGACACAACAUUAAGAAUAUGGGACACAGUUCUUGGUCAAACAAUUCGCGAAUUAAAUGGACACAGUAUGAGUGUCACUUGCGUCAAAUGGGGUGGACGAGGUCUUAUUUAUUCUUCAUCUCAGGACAGAACGAUUAAAGUUUGGAAAGCUGAUGAUGGGAAAUUGUGCAGAAGUCUUGAAGGUCACGCUCAUUGGGUGAAUAGUUUGGCGCUUAAUGUCGAUUAUGCUUUAAGAACGGCAGAAUUUGAAAUUACAAAGAAAAAAAAUGAACUAGAAAGUGCUAAAGAACGUGCAAAAAGACGUUACGAAGCUGUUGGUGAGGAAAAACUCGUUUCUGGUUCCGAUGAUUUUACAUUAAUUCUCUGGAAACCGGAGACUAGUAAAAAACCCAUUGAAAGAAUGUCAGGCCAUCAACAAUUAAUAAACGAUGUGAAAUUUUCGCCAAAUGGAAGACUAAUUGCGAGCGCUUCUUUUGAUAAAUCAAUUAAAUUAUGGGAUGGAAAUAGUGGAAAAUUCGUUGGUGUUUUGAGAGGACAUGUGCAAAGGGUUUAUACAAUUGCAUGGAGUGCGGAUUCACGAUUAUUAGUCAGUGGAAGCGCUGAUUCCACUUUAAAAGUUUGGAAUAUUAAAAUGAAAAAAUUACUUCAUGAUUUACCGGGUCAUGCGGAUGAAGUUUAUGCUGUUGAUUGGGCACCAAGUGGUGAUCGAGUUGCUUCUGGUGGCAAAGAUAAAGCUUUGAGAAUUUGGCAAAAUUAAUUUUUAAAAAAUUGUAAUAAUUGUAGUUCAAUUAAAAAAAAAAAUUGAUUUAUAUAUAUAUUUUGAUAUUGUUGUUGUAAUUUAAUUAAUUUCUCAAUUAUAUAUUUUUAAUAUCGUUGAGAAAUUUAUUGUUUGUUUAAACUAUUAAAGUAAAAAAUUCAAAAUAAAAAGUAA
Molecule: messenger RNA, 1918 nt
Organism: Leptopilina boulardi
Lineage: Eukaryota; Metazoa; Arthropoda; Insecta; Hymenoptera; Figitidae
Gene: Nle
Product: notchless protein homolog 1
Exons: 6
Coding region: 323-1744 (473 amino acids)
Biological process (GO): ribosomal large subunit assembly; Notch signaling pathway
Cellular component (GO): nucleolus
Molecular function (GO): protein binding
Source: RefSeq, a predicted model, not a curated record